CGUCCCCUCCAAACGCUUUCGCUCACUUCGCGCCCUCCAUCACCACAUGCCAUUGCCUGGUCAUGCGAUGCCGAAUUAGCCGUCGCCACGCAGGAAUGCAUCUACAUCUUCCUGCCCGACUUCCACGGCCCCGAUGCCGACGCAGAUGAACGGGAUGCCUCGCAGUACCAGUUUGCCCUCUCUCUCCAGCCCUCCGCGGUCAUCAACCCGAGUCCCAGGAUCAACGGCCAGCUGUGUGCCCAAGCGGGCGUCAGGCUACCAGGGCUUCGAACCGGCGACGAGGGCAGCUUUAGGGGCGUCGGCAAUGGCAUAGUCACAGGGGCUGGUGCGGCGCUGGGUCAGGUCAUCCGAGUGGAAUGGUCACCAAGCGGACUGGGCUGCAACUUGCGGCCGGUGCUGAUGGCCUUGACGACGGCCGGCAGCCUCGUCACCUUUGGAGAGCAGGCCGAUAGCCAGUCAGCCGCCACCUCGAGCAUGAGAACGCGCACGUUCAAGAACUGGAGGGUGCUUUGGGGGCUGGGAGCCAAGCUCCCGAUUCCGGAUCCCACGUCCAAGGACGGCUUUCGAACCAUGGAUGAGCGCAUCGUGUCGUUUUCUUGGGCCAAGGAGAUUGCGCCUGGAAGAGCGUUGCUAGCCUACUUGAACGAUGCUGGACAGAUUGUCGUCAUGAGCAUCCAGUAUCAUCGCCGCGCGGACGUUUCCAAGCGCAGCUCUGGGCAAGCAUGGGUUUGGACUUUGACGGAGCAUGUCCGAAUCAACGGAAGAGGUCCCCACGAGGAGGUUGCAGAUCCUCAGGAUCCAGACUUUUGCCCUCAAGGCAGCAUCUUCUCCCUGAAAUGGAGCCCGUGGCUCGUCGAGGACGGAUAUAGGACGGCAACGCUUGCAUAUCUCGCAAAGAACCAUGUCGGUUUCCGGCGGAUCGUACUGUACGGCGAGUGGGAGAGGGGUGAGUUGCCGGAUGUGGUGGCUGAGCGAAGCGAUACCACUGCGAUAUGUCUGCCACUCUCCAGUGACGCGCUGCUCGAGUGGGAGGACGCUGUUUGGACGGAAGGGGAGGCUCAUACAGCCCGAGGCAUCGUGACAAGCCCAUUGUCCGUCAAGUCAUUCCAGGUUGUGCUCAAUGGCACCUUGGGCGAGCCGUCACAUCCGCACUCUAUCUGGGAAUGCGCUUCAGCUUACGCAAACCAGGACGAAAUGUCCACUAAUCCCAUCACAGGGCUCAUUGUCCACGAUCCUGAUCCUCACAACAAGCCUCCAAUUCCCUACUACUCACUGGUGAGGCUCUCUGCCACCCCUACGAACCGCGACUGGUACCAGACAAACCUGCCCGGAGACAAUCUCCCGCAGUGGGUGGAAGACAUAGGGGGCCAGAAUGCCCGCCUCGUGGCCCGUGCGGCCGCUCUGUACGGCAUAGACUCUGAUUUCGAGUCUGAUGAUGAAGAGGGCGCAGACAAGGUGAUGCGAGAGGCACCCCCAGCACCGUCGGAAUCCGGCUUACAGGUACACCCCUAUCGGUUUCGACUCUGGGGCCUGGCCAAGUCUCCCGGCGAUGGAUGUACAGCCGUGCUCGCCACAAAGCACGACACGCAGCAUCCGGAUCGCCGUGGCGUCUCCAACGUCCACUUUGACUGGCAAGUCUCGGCAUCAUCCGACGACAACAAAGCACACCGUGUGAGGCCCAUCUACAAGCCUCUGACCACCGAAGGCAGGGUAUGGGAGUGGAUGUAUGGGUUAGGGGGCGACGUCCCCGGCGUGUCUCCGGGGCAAAAGAGAUCAUCCCGCCAACAACAAGCCAAUCCGCUGAGGGCACUGUUCAAGGAUGUGGCCAAGAAGCUGCCGUGUGUGUUUUGUGAGGCGCAGCUGUCGAUCAAGGACGACGUGGCUACUUGCAAGAACCGCCACGCAUUUGCUGUCUGUGCCACGACUGGCAUUCCCAUCUUGGCGCCGGGCAUUUCCCGUGUUUGCGGUGUAUGCAAGAUGCGCUGUCUCACCGUCUCCGAGGUGGAAAGGCUUGCGGAGGAGUAUCUUGGGAGUGUGGAGGCGGUGGGAGAUGCGCAGGGGGAAGUGUGUGGUGGGUGUGGCGGCAAGUUUGUCGUGUGA
Molecule: messenger RNA, 2100 nt
Organism: Trichoderma reesei QM6a
Lineage: Eukaryota; Fungi; Ascomycota; Sordariomycetes; Hypocreales; Hypocreaceae
Exons: 5
Biological process (GO): transcription initiation at RNA polymerase III promoter
Cellular component (GO): transcription factor TFIIIC complex
Molecular function (GO): histone acetyltransferase activity
Source: RefSeq, a predicted model, not a curated record